CUCGCUCUGCUUUCCCCGUGUUCACCUGUUGCGAGGCUCGUGCACUAUACUCGCGAUGUUUUGAAGGCCGCCUGUAGGUGGAGUCAGGAAAACAUCUGGUGAUCCGCGCGCUCUCUGUCGACACGUCCAAUCUAAUCCGCAGCACCGGACAGCGGGCGCAAGGCGUCAGGGAUAAGACCCCGACGCCUCCGAAACGAGUCAACGGUGUGACAUCAGAAAGUGUACGGUCUGUAUGAACACCCCGUAACGUACAAGACCGACUGGGAGGCAACCACGGAGUGCACUAAUGAAGACAUAAAUAAGAAGGGAUGAAGUCAUCUCCUGGGCUUUAUGGCCAGCAAACAUCACCAAUGAAUGCAGUGAUCGAUCAAUCCACCGUUCAAGAGGCCUCGAUGGUGGAGGAAUCGGUCUCGCUUGCUCUCGGCCGUAUGCGCAGAAUGUCGCGGGAAAGGUGUGGAAAGAGGCAGGCUGAGAUCUAUUAAUACGGACAGACCCAUUGAUCAUUCAGCUCAGCUCAGCUUCUUUGCCCAUCAGUGCAGUGCCUGGUUAAUAUUGCCCACCGGACCGCUGGCAUCGGGCUAUGGGCGCACCGUACAGAACGCGACGUUUUAAGAGCUAUUUGUUUGAUAAAUAAAUGACAUUGGUGUCUCUCUCGCGUGUCAUGCUGGUGGACCCUCCACCGUCACGCGCAGCGCCUCGGCUCCUGGACAUAAACUGAAAUACGGUGCAAUGUGUUCGUUUUGGAAAUUCAAUAAGGUGCGCAAUAAAACACCGUGUGAGUGCCGCGAAGCAUCGGACAGGCUCGCAAUCCACGCCGUGGCCUGUGCGUGAAACGCGCCGAGAAUGGAGAAGUUCCUUCAGAUAGCGCCCCAUUCCCUGGCCAUAGUGCUGUCGCGGGUCAGCGUGGAGGAGGCGGCCACGGUCACGGAGAAGCUUCAGCACCAUCACACCGGCUAUGAGAUAUUCGCCGACUUCAAAGCGGAGAACAUGCAGCACUUCUGGAAUAAGAAAGUCACGGACGCCAUAUCGGAGACCUUCUUCUUGGGCUGGAUAGAUGAACAUGUUCUGCUCAUUCAAGGCAAGGAGGAUCAUCUGGAGGUCCUGAGGGAAGGAUGGACACGGAGAGCCCUCAAACCACCGCGGGGCUUCGAGAUCAAGUGCAUAGGCGAUGUAUCUCCAAUCAGUAUGUCACCCAUCAGUCAGUCUCAGUUCAUCCCACUGGGAGAGAUUCUGUGUCUGGCCAUCUCAGCCAUGAACUCUGCCCGAAAGCCUGUCACACAAGAUGCGCUGAUGGAGCACCUUGCCACCUGCUUCCCAGGUGUACCCACCCCAAGUCCAGAGAUCCUGCGGCACACGCUGAACAUGUUGGUACGGGAGAGAAAGAUCUACCCUACACCAGAAGGUUACUUCAUUGUUACUCCUCAGACCUACUUCAUCACCCCAUCCCUUAUUCGCACCAACAGCAAGUGGUACCACCUGGAUGAGCGGCAUCCAGAGCGACAGCAGCAGCAACAACAACAACAGCAGCAGCAGCAGCAACAGCCACCACCUCAACAGCAAUGCACAUCACCACAAUCUGGAACCAUCACUCCCUCCACCUCUGGCUGCGUACGAGAAAGGCCUAACCCUAAGAACCACUGCGACUCCUAUAAUGCCUACCGUGAUGAGGUGCCCACCAUUCAUACCUCAACAAUUCAAAGAAAAUCCCCGAAAGAACCCAAAGGAGAUCCCCCUUCAUACCUACAACCCCCACCGCCUCCAUCUGCCAUUCAGCAUCCACCUGACCCCACUGACAAGAACAAGAGCAUGACUGCCACCUUCUCUUACAAGACAGACACACUAACCAAGAAGAAGGAGGGGAGUGGUGGGGGCAGCAGUGAGAGGCAGUCUAAGAAGUUUGGGUUAAAACUGUUCCGCUUGAGCUUGAAAAAGGACAAGACCAAACAGCUGGCCAACUUUUCAGCACAGUUCCCUCCAGAGGAGUGGCCCUUGAGGGAUGAGGAUACACCGUCUGCUGCAGCGAUCCCUCGUGAGGUGGAGAUGGAGAUCAUCCGCCGCAUUAACCCAGACCUGACGGUGGAGAACGUGGCCCGUCACACAGCUGUCAUGAAGCGACUAGAAGAGGAACGAGCUCAACGAUGCAAGGCCAACUCCUCAGCACAGCACAGUGCCCGCAGUCGCCGGAGCCGAGGCCACCGGCGUGUGCCACAUGGGAAGUCACGUUCACACAGCAAGACGCGAGCUUCUCGGGGAGACCCCUCUGAGGGCUCCAAUCUGGACCUGCCAGCAGUUAGCCUGGAGAGGGACUACCGUUUUUUCAGUCACUCUCUGGUACGAUCACCAAGAGAGGGAAUGUACACAGUUGAACGCAGAAUUGGUGGUGCCUACCUUGUCCACAGCAACCCCAACAUUGCUGAGUCACACUUUCCUGUCACCCCAGAAUGGGAUGUUUCAGGGGAGCUUGCAAAGAGGCGGACAGAGAUGCCUUUCCCUGAGCCUUCACGUGGAACGUCACAUUCUAAAGUGCACCGGAGCCACAGCCACACUCAGGAUCGCAAGUCACGCAAUGAGCGGCCCGAUAAGGCUAAAGAGCGAUCGCGUUCUAUGGACAACUCCAAGGGCCCGCUGGGAGGUGGGAGCUCCACGCUUGGCACGGCUGAGGAUUAUGACCGCAGUCCUGAUGACAGAAGCCGCUACUAUACCGAUGAUGGGACACUGAGGGCCUCCUCUCAAAAGGCCCCGCACUACUCAUGCAUCAUGUUUUCUUCUGCCAAGUUCAGCUCUGAAAUGUCUGUAUCUGAUAUGGGCAAAAUGAGUCUGGAUGAAUCAAGGCUCUGCAGCCCUCUAGAACGAAACAAAAGCAGGGACAGUCUCCCAGCCUACAGUGACCUGAAGGCCUUGUCGCCAAAGCCUUUGGCUGAUGACUACUUACAGUGCAAUACAUCGAAUGAAACGAUCCUUACUGCCCCACUGCCUCUGGGCAAAUCUGACCAUGACACUUUAACCCCAUCUGAUGGAAUCCGCAAGGGCUCUCCAGCUGACCAGCAGACGCCUCACCUCACCUCUCCUUACCCCUUGGAGUACAAAGAGGACUCCUCCAUCAAGGGACACAAUGGUUCUGGCAAACCCACACCGAGCCAGACUCCUGAGCCUAUACCCAAUGGACGUUUGAUACAGCACCAACACAACACUGACCCAGGGGGCGGGGGAGGUGGUGGUAGCACUGGUAGCGGUGUGGACAAGAGGAAAGAGAUUUUUAGUAAGGACACUUUGUUCAAACCGCCACACAAUGUUUUGACUGUGAGCUAUGUGGACAGUGGCUACUCAAAGUCGGGCACUUUGCGUAAGACUCCGCACAUGAAAUCAUCCGAGGUCCUUGACGCUCUGGAGACCCAGCAGCUACCACACUCCACCCCUUUGCCUGCAUCUGCCCCGGCACCUACAGGCACAGAACAGGUUGCUCCCUCCACAUCUGAAGCUGCUUUUGACUAUUACAACGUGUCAGAUGAUGACGAUGAGGAGGAGGCAGAGGAGACCUCCCAUAAAGAGGCCGCCCCAACAGAAGCAAAGGGGCGGGCAGGGGCUGGAGACGGUGGUGGAGGCGGCGGGACCAUGCAGUGGUUGCUUGAAAGGGAGAAAGAGCGGGAUUUACAGCAGAAGUUUGAGAACAACUUGACUCUGCUUAGUCCUAAGGAGAGCGAGAAUAAUAACAGCCAGAAGUCGGCUCACUCGGCACGGCUGGACAGCAUGGACAGCAGUAGUGUGACUGUAGACAGUGGGUUUAACUCGCCUCGCACACGGGAAAGCCUGGCGUCCAACACCUCGAGCAUUGUGGAGAGUAACCGGCGACAGAAUCCGGCCCUAAGUCCAGGCCACAUGGGUACCACCAGCAUCGGCCCCCCAUUUAGCUUCCGUGCAAUCCCGGAGCCCCCUACGACACAACCUGAGAAACUGCAGAAAUCCCCCAACUGCCUUGCCUCCAUCACCAGUGUCUGACAUGGGCCCAACUGGGUUGACGUAGGGUCAGGGUGAUCUGCAAUGUUGGGGUGCCCAAGUGCAGGAGGUUGGGUGACUCGCUCCAUCAAGCACCUUGACUACAUGGGGACUGUUAAACCUACAGGCAUGGCUUCCAGAGACUGUUCCCACAGCAUAAAUGGUCACUGCAAAAAAAAAAAAAGAAAGAAAGAAAAAAAAAAAGAGAAAAACAUGAAAAAGGAAAUUUCUCAUCAUAGGAUUAUUUACCCUAACAAGCAAUUAAUCAGGAAAUUCUCCGGUCGGAAUCAACCGUUAUUUUUCAAAACAGGCUUGAAGUAACUGGUAAUUUAACAAUGUUUUUGUUUUCAAGAGUAUUUUUGUCAGCCACAGAUUAGAGAUCAUCCAGCCGGUGGAUUAAGAAAUAGAUGCUGAUGUGCAGGUCAGAGGUGUUAUCAGAGAUUUGUGAUAUUGGUAUGCAGUACAAGUUAAAAAAUGAGGCGUAAAAGCCCUAAUCUGAGCAACAUUUAAUUCAUGGUUCAUAAAAUUGUAUAAUAUUCCUAAAAAAUCAAUCCAUCUGUCAUGACACUGUUAGCUUCAUUGGUGACAAUAAGAAUCAUACUCACAUGCUUAAUAAAACAAUACAUAGACUGAAUUAGUGGAAAAAAGGAUCUCAUUCUGAAAUGAAGGGAAACAAGGACUAUUUAUUGAUUUACUACUUUUUUAUUUUUACCCAAACAUAUUGUGCAUACAAUUACUUUGUAUGCAACUUUACACUGAGUAAUGGAUUUACCUGUUUCAUUAAAGUUCAUAUUUAAUCUCAGGUCAUGAAUAGUUAACUCUCCUAAGAAGAGGUAAAAACAUCUGUAAUCAUGUUUCUGUGGAUCGUUUUACCAGUCUUUGUUUCUUAAGGGAAUAAAACACUAUCUGUAGAUAAAAAAAGAAAGGAUUUGAAUUGAAUUUUCGUCUCCAUUUAAUUCAAAUGUAGAUUAUUUUUUAUUGUUAUUCCCUUUUGAAAUAAAAACAGGUGUGUGUUUUAUGCCGGUGUGAAUCUGAUACUUAGUCUCAUGAACAAGGAUACUUGUGGAUGUCACUGUUGGUUUGAAAACAUGCUUGUCUUCUGUGUAGCUUGAUGGCUUUAUUUAUUGUCAUGAGAGAAGGAAGGUGUUGGAAAUCGCAGUGGCAGGAACAGGGGUGUUGCGUCCAAAACACUCCAAGGAAAGGUCAUACAGUUCUCUUCCUUUGGGCCAGUGGGAUUCAGAGACUUGGCCCUUUUGCUGCUCCGAUAAAAAUCUUGCUUUUUAAAGAUUUUCUUACUUGAGUUGAAUCCAGACCACUAUGGCAUUUUAUUUUCAACCUUUUUAUUUGCUUCGUUGUUUUCCUUGGGAAUUGAGCUGGUUUUGAUCAUUACUCAAAUCAUGUCCCUGACCUCUGUGGAAAAUAUGGUCACCAGAGGAUGUGGUAAAAAAUUUUGCCCCAGCCAACACAUGAUAUGUAUAUUCACAAUCUUCACAAACUUUUCACGGUUUCAAUAAAUGCUUAUUUUAGGUUGGAACGACUUAUUCAGUGAAAAUAUGUACAAAUAAUUUGCUCUGCUGUUAUUUAUCAUUCCUUUCGAAUGACACAGUUGAAUAGAUUACAUCAGAUUUUGACCUGCCAUGUGGAAUAUACAGUAAGUCUCAGAUCCAUGAGCGGAGGCUCAUUUCAAAGAUUGAAUUAAACCAUUAAAUUACUUGCUUUGAACAUUUGGACUAUUGCUUUAAAUGUUGGGACUGCCAUCUCAAGAAAGCUCCAGAAUUAACAUGUCCUUUUUGGCAGUGACUCUGUGAGAUUUUGGAAAGAGAGCAGGGCUCAUGUUGCAUCCAUUGGUGCUAUUAUGUGGUGAUCCUCCCUUUUUAUCUUUUAUUCGUUUCUUUGCUCAUACCCUCCAGAGUUUUGUUGCUUUAUGAAGAGUGUUCAGGUGGAUAUCCUGUAGUGGGACUUAUCGUUUUGAAUCAAAGACAUGAACCACUUUCAACUCACUCCCUCUCGCUUGACUAUUAUCCACACACACCUGCAGUCAGCCAUGCAAACUACCCCAAACCCCACAUACAUGCACAUAACUAGCUACCUCCACCAACUGUGUAACAACAAGGUAGGGACGUGUACAGAUUUGGAUUCUUUGCCUGUGGAACACAGCGCUAUCAGCCUCUUCUCUGUGAAUGUUGACAAGGAGCGGCGGACAUUGUAAUUAAGUGGACUAAUUCUAAAGUAAUCAGUAUUAAGUGCUGUAGUUUCAACUCAAUUUAUUCUCAGUUUUUAACAGAAGUGUCUUUUACUUAUUUGCAAGUUGUGUAUAAAUCUGUCUAGCACCACAUCAACAAAACAUUUCCAAUGUUAUGUUUUCCCUCCAGUUUGUGUAUGAAGCCAUUUUCAGUUCUCUGCUGUCCCCUUUACAUGGAUAUUUGUUUAUCUGCAUUCAUUAUUUCAAGCCCGGUGAGUAACCAUAACUCUAGUUGGUUAAAAAUGCAUAUACAUGGUAAUCAAGGGACUACAUUCUGUAUUAUAUAUAAGCACCUCAUUGGCUAUUUUGACAUGGAAUAUUUAGCCUACAUCUGCCUUCUAUUUUUUGGCAGUACUGUUUACAAUAGUAUUGUUUUCAGCGUCCCACCUAAUAUUUGAGAGGUCAGUGGUAAAGGUCCGAACAGCCUCUUAGACCCUGUAGUUGGAAGUGGGAUGACGAUUGUGGAUAGGUAAGAACCUCAUAUAUUAAAUGGUAAUUUUACAUCAUUGUUAGAAACCAGAGAGCAACAUUAGGCAGAGCAAGCGCCUCAUAACGUCUGCUCUAUAAAUAGAUGCUUUCUCAAACCAUUGCAACGGAACUUUACUUAAAACAACGAUUUAAGUCCAGAAGCAUAUUUCACUUCAGUGAUCAAAACACCUCUGCAGAAUCACUUUAAUCACUUUUGGAUGUUUUUUGUUGGACAGUACAAACACAUGGCCUCAUUUACUUAACAGGCUCUGUCAGAGGAUGCAUUUUCGAUAUCUGUCACAUUUUGUGAAAUUUACUUUUAAUUUGAACCCCCUCCUUUGUCUGGUGCACCUUAUUAUUAUUAUUUUUUUCUCAUUAGUUUUUGAUAGAUUAAAGGGAGUAAUGCAGCCAAGACUGCCUUGUAAAAAAAAACAUGUUUGCACUGAAAUGCCUGGCCUCUGGUUGCUGUUAAGUCCAUCCAAGACGGAUGCUUUGUUUAUAUUGUAAAAUAUUUCAUAUGAAAUAAAAAUGACCAUGAAAUGUCUUCCCUUAACAUUAUGGAUUUUAGAACCACGUCAGACAACAUUGUUUCUAAAUGGUGACAGUGUACAGUAUCAUACUGUAAAUGAAUCAAUCUGCCAUGCUUAGUAUAACUUCAGAACAAAACUGAAAGAUAUGAGGGAUCUUUUUGUAAUGUCUAUAAUAUUUGAAAAGAAGUCCCUAUUUGUGUAGUAAUGGUGUUUCAUCGUUGUGGUAGUGUAUGUGAUAAACCCAGUUGGGAGAUUGUGUUACUUUUUCAGACAAUAAAAGAACAUGUUUGGUUA
This is a messenger RNA of Carassius gibelio (silver crucian carp), 7527 nucleotides long. RefSeq names its product storkhead-box protein 2. Gene Ontology annotation, cellular component: nucleus; cytoplasm. Gene Ontology annotation, biological process: positive regulation of transcription by RNA polymerase II. Gene Ontology annotation, molecular function: RNA polymerase II transcription regulatory region sequence-specific DNA binding; DNA-binding transcription activator activity, RNA polymerase II-specific. NCBI's taxonomy places the organism in Eukaryota, Metazoa, Chordata, Actinopteri, Cypriniformes, Cyprinidae. The coding region runs from base 844 to 3996 and encodes 1050 amino acids. The transcript has 4 exons. The record is from RefSeq and is a predicted model, not a curated record.